Molecule: messenger RNA, 483 nt
Organism: Aspergillus aculeatinus CBS 121060
Lineage: Eukaryota; Fungi; Ascomycota; Eurotiomycetes; Eurotiales; Aspergillaceae
Exons: 2
Coding region: 1-483 (160 amino acids)
Source: RefSeq, a predicted model, not a curated record
AUGUCCGCCAUCGACGGAUGCAUUACCAUCAUCACUACCAUCGCCACCGUCCUGACUCGUAGCCUGCCUCUAUCGCCAUCACCCAUCAUCGGACUGGAGCACUCAGAUCCCUCUCUACCCACAUGUGCCACGACGACGUUCAAUUCGCCAACCAUGCAGCCACCGUUCUUUGCGGGGUCAUCCCACCUCUCACAGGUGUAUCCGCCUGAACUUCUCGCCGUCGGGCUACCUUCUCCAGAUGCGAACAGCGUCGGGCGUGUGCCUACAAGAAACGGCGCUACCAUCGCCAGUCGCGGCAACUCGACCGUCGGGCGAACUAGCAAGGGGGUGUGGAUAGCCACCGGGAAGGCAAUCUCGUUUACGCAGGGGGGCCACCAGUUGCACUCGAAGGCGAGCCCAUCAGUGCACCAGAUCAUGGUGGUGCAUGGACGGGUGUGGCCUGGUGCGACCGUGGCGAGACCAAGUGACGCCGAAUGCCAAUAG